Molecule: messenger RNA, 5180 nt
Organism: Epinephelus lanceolatus (giant grouper)
Lineage: Eukaryota; Metazoa; Chordata; Actinopteri; Perciformes; Serranidae
Gene: cep63
Product: centrosomal protein 63
Biological process (GO): de novo centriole assembly involved in multi-ciliated epithelial cell differentiation; centriole replication
Cellular component (GO): centriole
Source: RefSeq, a predicted model, not a curated record
UUGAGUUAACGAAGUAAACAAAAGUAGUAGUAAAACUAGCUAACGUUAGCUCAUUAUGUUUGCUAACCAUGUUAGAAACUUUGAUACCGUGUUUCCUGCACUCAAACCAAACUAAAUUAACGUAACGUUAUUUCACGAAACUUAACUGGCAUCGCUGCAAUUAAGUUUGUGGUUAGCUAGUAACGGUAAUGCUGUCACAGGUUGCUAGGUUAGCUAAAGCUAAGUUUAAGCUAAGUUUUUUAGGUUAACAGACUCUAAUAUUGUCACGUCCAUCCAGAUGGAGGCUUCUUUGGGAUCUCUGCAGAAUCCUGACCUCAGCUCUGUCCUUUCAUCAUGUGAGCCAGAGCUCCAGGAGCUGAUGAGACAGAUUGACAUCAUGAUCAGUCAUCAGAAAAGGGAGUGGGAGGCUCAGAUUCAGGCUAUGGAGCUCAGGAUGAAGAGUGGGGAAGAGGAGCUGUUGGCCUCCAGGAAUCUCAUUGAACGGAGGGACCUGGAGGUCGGAUUGCUCUGCAAGCAGCUUGAAGAAGUCCAGUCUGGUCGACAAGAGUUAGUCACCAAGUACGAGCAGCAGCUGCAGAAAGUCCGGGAAGAGUUGGAUAAAUUAAAGAGGAGUUAUCACAAGCUUCAGCGCAAACACCUCAAAGAGACCAGUGGAGGAGCGAAUCCUAAAGAGGCAGACCGUUCAGAAGUGACACUAUUCAAUGAAAAGAUCAAGGAAUAUCACCAUCGGUCUGCAGAGUGGGAACAGCAGCGCAUCCACUACCAAAAACAACUGACAGCACUGGAGGUGCAAAACAAGAGCCUGACUGAUGAGCUCACACACAUGAAGGCUCAGUUGGCGUCAUGGCAGAAGGAGGGGGAGCACAGGGAAUGCUGUGCACAAGUGCAGCAUCUGCGUGCUCAGCUGGAGAAGGCUCAGGGCAGCAUGCACUCACAGGAGCUUGAACUGGAACGCCUCCGACCGCUUGAGAUGUGGUUGGGACAGUACCAGAGGGAGAAGCAGGUCCUCUCAGAGGAAAGAGAGGAGCUCCACGCCACACUGGACUCUCAGGAUACAUUUGUGCGAAGAGCCAGCCUCGAACGCCAGAGACUUCGUAAUGAAGCUGCCAGACUCAACCAGGCGCUGCAAGCUAAAGAUCAAGUCAUUCGCUCUCUGGAGGACUGUCUGGCAGCUCAGGGCUGUGCUGGUGUGGAAACUCUCAGACAAGAUUUGGAGAAAACUGCGACCAAGCUUCACUGCGCCCAAUCAUGUGAGGCUCAUCUCAAGGCUGAACUGGCUGAGAUGAGAAAGCUCAGAGAAGAGCUUCAAAGGGCCAAGCAGACCCACAGUGGUGAGGUGGAGGGAAUGAGGACGGAGGUGUCGAAGCUGACCGCUGAGCUGCACCAACGUGACGUCACCAUCGCCACACUGAAAGGCUCCUCAUCCAGCAUCAAGCAGCGACACCGUGGUGAUGUAGAGCGAGCAUAGCAGAAGGUGGCGGAGCUGAAAGUGACUCAGGCUCAGCUGGAGACUCUACAAACUGAGAACCAGCAUCUGAAGGCUCUGCUGCAGAGGCUGGAGUCUCAGUCACCAAAGGAGACCACCACCCGCUACGAAGGGCAGAUCCACAGCCUCUUCAAACAGCUGCACACCCUGUCCCAUUCCUCUGGAGAGCACCCCUGUAGCCAGGCCCAAGACAGCAGGCCUCACUCAGCAGCAUCCUCCUCCUCCUCCUCUAGUAGCACAAGACUCACCAGGAGAAACUCAGUGCCAAAGCUGAGUUCAAAUGACUCUCCUGCUGAGGGGCAAAGCUCCGGCUCUGAAGCCUCUCUGGCCUCGGCAUCUGCAGAAAGAAUCACACCCUCUUCCUCUCCUUCUCCAGUGGAGCCUCCAUCAGUGUCUCCCACAAACCGAACAGUCUCUCGUUUCCUAGAGGAAGAGAACUUUCGGAUGAAAGAGCUGCUCCAGAAACUGGACACUCACAUCCACGGUAUGAGCGAGAACAACGCCAAGACAGUUUCCAAGUACCAGCCAAGUGGCUCAGGGCCCGAGUCUGCCCAGGCUGCAGCACAGAAUGGUUAGUGAUGGAGUAAGGUCUAAUAAAUCAGGAAAUAUAAAAGUGCCUCGAACAGCAGUGCCGAAGACUACGUCCUGUACUGAAUUAAACUGCACGCGGUGGAGAAUUUAUGGGGUAUUUGCUGUGAGCCUCACUUGACUGAACUUUAGAGACAUGUAUUCUUAUUGUAACACAGUUUGCACAGUUCUUUCUCAGAGCUUUGAGCUCUCCCAAGUGUUCAUAAGAACUGUCAAACGGAGCGAUUGUAAUUCAGAAAUUCCAGUGAGCUCUCAGGCUGCUCAGAGCUGUGGCCUCACACAGCCUGGCCUGCUCCGUCCCCUCAGUGGAGGCCGUGUUGUAUGAGGUGACACAUAUGACACAGGAUUAGUCUUGUGCAGCUGAUUAGCUCAGAUUGUUGCCUACAAUUUUUUCCUCAUUCUGUUUAUCAUGUAUUUAUUUUAUCUGUGCGGCAGCAGAGGUUGAAACCGAGUGUUUCAGCUUUUCUGUGUUUUCAUUGAAGCUUAUCUUAAAGAACGAGUGCCAACAAAGGCUGACUGAUUAAACGCUUUGCAUGACAUCACAAGACCUGCAUUCAAACGCACCGCAAAGAUGACAGCUGACAAGCAUCGUGUGCACAAUCUGUGCCUCCAGUAGUCUGUGUUUGCAAUCUGAAAGACAAACAAACUAGAAUACCAUUUCACGACACGAUGAAUCUGUUGAAAAGGUCUCAUUAUAUACUGGAAACAGGAAAGGAUAACAUGUCUGACCAAAAGUAAUCUCUAUAAACAGAUUUAUGCACCAGUGACAUUUGAAUGGCAAUUACACAGUGCCUGCGGAGAGGUGGAACACAGUUUCUGAAAUGCAGUCGUCUGGCGAUGAUUCAGCUUUAUGUUAGCUUUUUAUUAGCUUUUAUCUGCAUUUAUACGCAGAUAUCUUUUUAUGGAGAUAAGUCAAAACAACUGGCGCACAGAAGAGGACGUCUUGGCCCAGGAAUCAACUGGCCACACCAAAUCUCCUGAUAUAUUUGCCCUUGCCCCCAGAGGCUCUGUUGAUGUCAGAUGAUGGCCAGUGGGUUCUGAGAUUGGCCUUGUUAGCUUUAGGGCUGACAGUUGAUUUCAUCAGGAAUUAAACUGACAGCUCAUUAAUCGUUGGGUCUCUAAAAAAUAUCAGAAAACAUUUAAAAAUGUCUGCUACAGUUUUAAAGAGCCCAAAGUGACAUAUGUAGAUGUCUUUUUUGGCUGAUCAGUCGUCUAAAACCCAAAGCAGAUCAGUACACUUUAAUUUCACACAAGCAAAAGUUUAAAAUCUUUACAGCUGAGAAGCUGGAACUCUUAAUUUCAGCAUGUUUGCUUCUAAAGACCAUCCAAAUAGUUUGAUUUCCUGAUGCUGGGCUAAUCAAAUAAUCGUUACAGCUGUGGUCAGCUUGUAAUCUUGUGGAAAAGGACCAAAAAGUAGAGACGCUGAAAGAGAAGAAAACUGCACUUAAUGUGUGAAUUUCGUUUCAGAGACUGACUCUAUCAGCAAUUCAGUGUCAAGGAUAUAACACCAAAACUAGAGGAUGUGAUGGUCAGCAACAGAAACUCAACAACAGCUCAACUGUGCUUGGCGCGUGAAGCUCUAACAUGUUGACAGCUCGUAAUGUCUUUAAAUUUUCAUUAGUUUUGCCAAAUUGUUUUAGGAAGUUGUUGCAAUAUCUGAAAUAGUUUAACUGUAGAGAAGCCAGAUGUUUGGGCCCUUUAACCCAAGACACAUUAUAUAAUGCUGCAUUCCAUUCAAGCUUAGACGACAUCUGACCUCCGUGUGUUUCCUGCCGGGAAUAUGUCUGAUUGCCUGAACAUUGAUAAUUUCUAUUUAAAGGCCCAGAUGCACGAAAUUGACUUCAGAGAACUAGUGGCAACGAAGGCUGACUGUUGCGUCACCUAAUGUCACCUGGGUCUCGUCCAAAUGUUGCACUUAAACACAGUGCAAAGACGACAGCCAACGGCCAACCAGCAUGUACGUUCUGAGCCUGUGAGAGGAAAUAUCUCUCAAUACCAGCAGGCAACGGUGGUCUGUGUUUGUCAUUUAAAAAGGGAAGCCGGAAGACCAACAGGACGAACUAAAGACGCUGAUGUAACACACUGGUUUCCAUCUCGCUCCCUCUUGACUGUUUGCUUUCCUCACUUUUGUUUAGCUUCUCAUGCACUGAGCUGAGCUGCCAGUCAGAGUCAUUUCAUUCACCGCCACGGAUUCAGCAUGCUCAGCUGACUCAAAAGCCAUCGAUAAGGUGUGGCUAGUGCCAACGGUGCACAAGACACCACAAAAACAAGGCAGCAGACGCUCACUGAAGGCCCAGCAUUGACCGACAGCCAACGUUUGGCUUGGUGUGUCAGGGCCUUGAACUGAUAUUAACAUUUUGUGAGUAGGACGUGUUGUCGCAGGCAGUAUAGGUUUUAUUAUCAGACCUUGGAGGAAACUGCUUCUAAUUCAUUUAAAUUGGCCUUAAAUUGUUGACCAUUCAUAGCAUUUUCUGUCAUAUUCGUGUGAUCUCACAUAACAGACUUUCUGUCGCUGAAUUCCACCUGGAUUACUCGUUGGAACUCUGAUAUUAAGAGGAGUCGCUUUGCACUUCUCCUCAUACCUCGCUGCGUGUCCCAAUUUCUCAAGUUGCCUGGAAUGCAGCGUUAUUACUUUGCAUUUACAUCCAGAGAAAAGAAUGUUGCUGCGAGCCAAAGGAGUGUCCGUCCUCCCCGCACGUCUGUCAUAACUGGGAAAAUACCACAUAUGUACAUGUCUGUCCAAGACUUCCCAGACAGUAGGGAGGGAGAGGAGGCAGCUUAUACUGUCGCUCUCCUCAUUUUCCCCAGUUGCUGGUGCCGAACCCCCCAGCACCAGCACCAGCACCAGCACCAGCACCCACCCUGCAGAGGCCCACUGGCUAGUCAAGUGCAGGAAUGUGAGCACCAUGCCAAUGCUGUCAUGAACCUUCCCCUGCAGCCUGCUUUGUCCUCAUCAUUAGAAAGCUGAUGGAAUGUUAAUAUCAACCAUGUGGGGCGCUCAACCUCACAAACACUGAAAGGCCGGGGGGGGAUAGUUAUAUUUUACUGCUGCUCUAAUGAAGAACACACCGAUUGAAUGGAAAUAAAGUGAAAAAAUGUGAAGAAA